AUGAGCAUUAUAGCAACCAUGGAGCAAGUUUUGUCGCUCUAUUCGACUGGCAUCAAAGAAGGCUGGAUCAGCGCCAACGAGUCAUCUGGCAUUAUCCUCGCUGAUGGCUUCUUUCCGACCGAGAACGCGGCUAGUUUGUCGAAAUGGCGCGAUGCACUGUCAGACAUUGCAGCGAAUGUCUCGUCCGCCAAUUGUCUGGUGUUGGCGGCGAACCCAAUCGUAUCGACUUUGCUCCAGCAACACGAGGCCAGCGACAGCAGCGACGUUAUUUACCUCAGCCGUCGUCGUGGCAUGAUCAACACAAUUUCGAUCUUUGCUGACGCGAAGAGUGCCAUCGAUUUCUAUACCCACGCGAACAACAGCGUCCAAGCACCUUUACAGUUCGUCCUGCGCCAAGAGAGUACACUGGGCCUGUUCCACAGCAACCCGCGACUUCUCCGAAAUUUGGCGCGCGACAUUGAUGCUCGAAUCUUUCGCUUCCUUGCUGCUCGCAUGGGACAGCACAGCAUCACUUCCUCGAGCAAUCCGUCUUCAACAACGGUGCCGCCGGCGUUGCUCACAAGGUCAUCUUACAGCGAUAACAUCAGCGGCGGAGCAUUAACGCCGGCCUCAAUUUUCACUCAACACAGCCAACAGGUGCCGCAGCACUACUUUGUGCCCUCCCUGCGUGCUUACAAAAGUUCAUCAAGUCACAGCAUAGGCAACAACACUGGUUCUGAUGAUGAUGCCAGCAUCUUGGCCGAGAAACCCAUUCUUCCAAGUCCUGUGGUCACUGACGAUCCUAUCACCGGCGAAAAGAAGCUGCAGCAGGAUCGCAAAGUUCGUUACCUCGCUCCGCUCGUGACCGGCUUGGGCUUAGGCCUAAACGUCUUCAUGAUGUCUGGCUUUCUUGCUAAAAUCGUGAUUGAAACUUUAGUGGACGGCAACUACGCAAGAUUCGCCUUCAUCAUUCUAUUGCCGUUCUUCAUGUUGGUCUCGCAAUUCCUGUGGGAGAACUUGGCGGCGUGCUUAGCUCAAGUCUUAUUUCCCAUCCGACAAAUGCACGAGAACUCGUUGUACUACAGCGGCCAGGCUAGCGAGCCUCUUCCUCCGGACCACGUCCUGCCUCAGUUCACGAUCAACAUGCCCUGCUACAAGGAGGGCUUGUCGUCUGUCCUUGCUCCAAGCCUGGAAAGCGCUAUGGACGCCGUCCGUGCAUACCGCGCGGUUGGAGGCGUUGCCAACAUUGUGGUAUCUGAGGACGGUCUCCGUUUGCUACCUCGCGAAGAGGCCGAAGAGCGUAUUCGAUACUACAAUGCCAUGGGCGUCGGAUGGGUAGCACGUCCUCGCCACAGCAGCGAGCAAGGAGGCUAUGUGCGUAAAGGUCGUUUCAAGAAAGCAUCCAACCUCAACUUCACCUAUAACCUUUCUCUACGCACCGAGGAGAUUCUGGAAACUAGCAGUACCGACGGCGACCUUGAGCAACGAUAUAGCGAUGCACUUGCCCAGGCUGUCGAAGAGACCAACGGUCGUGUAUGGGCAUCUGGCAACAUCCGCAUCGGCGACUACAUUCUGCUGAUCGACUCAGACACACGCAUGCCGGUCGACUGCUUGAUCGAAGCUGCGGCUGAGAUGGAACGAUGUCCCGAAGUUGGCGCUCUGCAGCAUUGCUCCGGUGUGAUCUUGCGUCAAUUUCAGUAUCUCCUGGAUUUGCGCGAGAACGGAGCGAUGGCGCCGCUCAUGGGACACAAUGUUUUUCUGCGUUGGAAAGCUGUACAGGAGGUGUCCAAUCUGGACACCGAUGGCGAACGCACCUUCUUUUCGCCUCAUCACGUUUCUGAAGACUUCGAAAUGGCGCUGAAGUUGCAAAUGAAAGGCUACGUGAUUCGAUGGGCGACCUACUCGGACCAAGGCUUUACCGAAGGUGUCUCAUUCACACCCGAGGAUGAGACGGCACGCUUUCAAAAAUAUGCGUACGGCUGCUCAGAAAUCGUUUUUAACCCACUUCGGUAUUGGUUCACUCGCGGUCCACUCAGCAAGCUCUUUCGCACUUUUAUCGCAAGUGACGUCAAUACUUCGUACAAGAUCGCCACGCUCUCCUACCUGUCGACCUACUAUGCUUUGGCAAUCUCGUUCCCCGUGACGGUUGUCGUCUUUGUCAUCCAAGGCUUGUUCCUGCCGUACCUUGAUCCGAUUUUCCUGCCUUCCUUCGAUGUUCUUAUCACGGUCACGUUGAUAUUCACGCUCGCCGGAGGUCUGGGUCUGGUGACUGCUCGUGCUCGUUCUGGCCACGCCUCAUUUGGACGAGCUGCUUUGCAAGCGAUUGGUCAUGCGCCUGCAAUGGCAGUCUUUUUCAGCGGCCUCGCAUUCCACGUGAUGACGGCACUCGCAGCACACAUGUUUGGCUACAACAUGACAUGGGGCUCCACCAACAAGGAUUUCAAGCAAUCGUCGCUCAAAGAAGUGCUUCGUCGCUUCUGGACCGUGUACAUGGUCAUGAUUGCCUUUCUAGUCACUGUGGUUGUAGCUUCUUCUCCGCUUAUCCCACUCAAGUGGCGAGCUGAGUCAUUCCAGCUGCUCGUCCCGCCUGUCUUGUUGUGCUCUAUGCACAUCCUCUUUCCCAUCCUUCUUGAUCCUGGCGUGCUGGAAAAGUAUCUUCCCGACAUUGGCCAAAACGAAUUCGCCCUCAAACUCAAGUCAAAGCACCAAGCCUUUUUCCACACUGCAGGCCAGCGAGUCAAGAGCAGGUAUAUCACCCAUUUUUCCAACGCUGCUAGUCGGAACGACACGAGUGCGGUUGGCGUAUCACACCAGUCAGACGCAGCAUGCAGCGAAAAGGAUGCGCAGAUACGUCGCACUCCUUCAUUGUCGAGCAACACGUCACCAAAGCGGAAUCCCGCAGUUGCCGUAUAA
Mycosarcoma maydis (corn smut) is the source of this 2892-nucleotide messenger RNA. RefSeq lists its product as uncharacterized. The record is from RefSeq and is a predicted model, not a curated record. The coding region runs from base 1 to 2892 and encodes 963 amino acids. Lineage: Eukaryota; Fungi; Basidiomycota; Ustilaginomycetes; Ustilaginales. The transcript has 3 exons.